This is a messenger RNA of Echinops telfairi (small Madagascar hedgehog), 1015 nucleotides long. RefSeq names its product uroplakin 3B (gene UPK3B). The transcript is spliced from 6 exons. The coding region runs from base 119 to 949 and encodes 276 amino acids. NCBI's taxonomy places the organism in Eukaryota, Metazoa, Chordata, Mammalia, Afrosoricida, Tenrecidae. The record is from RefSeq and is a predicted model, not a curated record.
UUUGCAGCUAUACGUCUUUUCAAACCCCCCCCCACCCCCCAGCUUGGCAGCCAGACUAACCAGCUCUUCUGGGGUGGGGGUAGGGUGGCCAGGAGGCUGUCCCUGCUCACCUGUGGAUAUGCAAGGUAGCUGGGCGCUGGCUGGCGCCAUGGGGAUCCCCCAGAGGCAGCUGCGCCCCUGGCUGCUGCUCCUGGUGUUGAGCUGGCUCUGGCCCAGCAGGAGCCUGGACUUGAUCCCCUACACGCCUCAGAUAACGGCCUGGGACCUGGAAGGGAAGGUCACUGCCAGCACCUUCUCCCUGGAGCAGCCGCGCUGCGUCCUCGACGGGCACGCCCAGGCCACUGACACCGUCUGGCUGGUGGUGGCCUUCAGCAAUGCCUCCAGAGACUUCCAGAACCCCAAGACACUGGCUGAGAUCCCUGCCUUCCCUGAGCUACUGACCAGUGGCCAUUAUAUGACGCUGCCCCUGUCCCCGAUGCAGCUGCCCUGCACAGACCCUGCUGGUGGUGGCAGCAGCAUCCCCCUCCUGCGGGUGGGCAACAAUGCUCGCUGCCUUGCUGACCGCCAGCUGACCUACUGCAAUGGCCCCCUGCCCAGCCCUGGGCCUUACAGGGUGAAGUUCCUCCUGCUGGACGCCAGGGGCGCUCCCAGGGCCGAGACCAGGUGGUCAGACCCCAUCACUCUCCUCCGAGGGAGGGCCCCGAGCUCCAUCGACACGUGGCCAGGGCGGCGAAGUGGGGGCAUGAUUGUCAUCACCUCCGUCCUCUCCUCUCUGGCCGGCCUCCUGCUCCUGGCCUUUCUGGCCGCCUCCACCAUGCGCUUCUCCAGUCUCUGGUUGCCUGAGGAGCUGCCAACCCCGGAGCAGCUGAGGAUCGGCUCCUUCAUAGGGAAGCGCUACACGACCCACCACAUCCCGCCCAGCGAGGCCACCACGCUGCCCGUAGGCUGAGAGCCUGGCAGGGACCCCGGCCCAGCCCCCCAGCCCCUAGCCAGGCUAUGUGAUUGAGCAGGGGGA